Trichoderma reesei QM6a is the source of this 1095-nucleotide messenger RNA. RefSeq lists its product as uncharacterized. The record is from RefSeq and is a predicted model, not a curated record. The annotation marks the transcript as partial. Gene Ontology annotation, molecular function: protein binding. Lineage: Eukaryota; Fungi; Ascomycota; Sordariomycetes; Hypocreales; Hypocreaceae. The transcript has a single exon.
GUCACCCUCACCCACCGCUUCACCCGCUCCGCAUCCCGCUCCGAAAUCACCGCCGUCGGCAUCUCCCCCUCCUCCUCCUCCUCCUCCUCCUCCUCGUCCCGGGCCUCCGGCACUCCCCCCCCCUCGCUCGCCUACGCCAUCUUCCCCGGCGCGCAGCCCGACCAGUCCUGGAUCGACACCUUUGACCUCGUCUCCCAGCGGGGCUACACCAAGAUUGUCGGCCCCGUUGCGAGCUUCUCUCCCACCUUGCAUUCUCCGCCUCUCCGCGUCGGCAAAUCCUCCCCCUUUUCAUCAUCCUCGUCCUCAUCAUCAUCAUCAGCAUCAGCAGAGGCGUUCCCCCGAAUCGCCACGCUCUCGUCCACCCACAGCCUCACAAUCCGAGACUUUUCCUCCGCAAAGGCCAUCCUCGAACUCAGCCACGUCUCCGCCCCCAUCGCCUGGUCCCCCGACGGCCGGACCAUCGCCGCCGCCGAGCAGCAGCAGCCUUCCUCCCGCUCCUCCUCCCACUAUCAUCAGCAUCAUCAAAAUCACUUCCGCGUAGGCACAUGGGACGUCCGCACCGGCUGCCGCACCGGCCGCGUCCCGGGCCACAUUGACGCCGUGACGCACAUGGCCUUCACGCCCGACGGGACGGCCCUCGUGACGCUCUCCCGGGACGGAACCGUGCGCGUGACGGACCCCGUGGCCAGCAGGACGCUGUACAAGCUCGAGAUUGGCGACAACAACGGCAGCAGCGGUCCGCGGAUCCCGCGCGCGCUGGGCGUUUCGCCCGACGGCGCGACGGUGGUUUCCGUGUGGGGGACGGCGGUGCACGUCUGGAUGCCGAGGCACGGGCAGUUGACGUCGUAUGCGCUGGGCGCCACGAGGCACUGCGAGGGGUGGCCGCUGUGUGUUUCGCCGGAUUGUAGGUAUAUUGCGAGCUGGACCGAGGAUGGGUUCGAUGUCAUGGAUGCGGCGUCGGGGAGCGUCGUGUGUGCGAGCGUGGGAGGGCCGUUGGUUACGGCGGCGGAGUUUUCGGGGGAUGGGAGGGUUUUGGUCGUUGGGCGGAUUAGUGGUGAUGUCGAGGUUUGGGAUGUUGUUGAUGAGAGGAUGUGA